AUGGUUCCCGCUGCUACCCGCGUCGCUGCCCGGAGGCCCUUCUCCGUCAUGAUGUCUCUGCGCACCGCCGCGCGGUCCUUCGAGGCCCAUCCCUUCCAGCGCCUCAGCCUCUCCCAGAAGCCCGCCAAGGCUGACUGGAACAACGAGGUCAAGCGCGUGGGCAAGCAGGCCGUCCUCUUCUUCCCCGGCAUUGCGAUGCUCCUGGGCUGGCCCAUGGCUGCCAAGCGGGUCUUUGAUGGCCACAUCUAA
Messenger RNA from Purpureocillium lilacinum, 249 nucleotides. RefSeq lists its product as uncharacterized. The record is from RefSeq and is a predicted model, not a curated record. Lineage: Eukaryota; Fungi; Ascomycota; Sordariomycetes; Hypocreales; Ophiocordycipitaceae.